UUUCCUGUUUUGUACUAACUCCAAAAAAACAAGUUCAAUCCAGCUAAGGAUGAUGGAGGAUGAAGACACUGGAGGAAUUGACCUUGAAGCUCAGGGGAGUUCGCCGCUGCUAAUUACUGAUCAAUUGGGUACUUCUUUGAUGAGGAGGUCCGCCCUCAUUGUCCGAUCUACUCAGAUGUUCAUUGAAGCUGGAGCAAGAAUAGCAUCCUUUUCUCGAGUGUCCUCAUCCUCCACCAUCAUUUAUACUCCUCUUAACAGCUUUAAUCUUCAACAUGGAGAAUUGGAAGCUUCUGGAGAUCAAAUUGUCCUUGAUGAAGAUGUGGCAGCUUCACCUGAUAGAGCCUGGCAUGUUAAUAUUGAACAAUCAGACGAUGAUCAUAUUGAGAUUGAGCUUCAGCCUCAUCAGCAUUGCUUACAGAUUAGCAAGAUUAAUGAGAUUGCGAAGGAGAAGAACAUGGAUUCACUUCACAAUUUUGGAGGAGUAAAGGGGGUUGCAGAAGCAUUGAGUAGUGCUGUCGAGAAAGGAAUUCAUGUUGGAGACAUUUCUCGCCGCAAGGGGACAGACUUGUCUCACCACAUGACCUUCACUGAGUAUGGCCACUUCUUCCUACAAUUAGCACGCAAGGAACCAACUAUUUUGCUCCUUGCAGUUGCUGCAAUAUUGUCAUUUGCUUUUGGAAUCAAUGAAGAAAGUAUGCAGAAUGGCUGGUUUGAAGGAGCACUUUUGCUUGUGGUCAUAUUUGUGACUGUAUUGAUUAAGAUAGCAAUAAAUUGUUAUGAAAGGCGCUGUUGGAAGAAGCAAAAUGAUCACGAAGCAAACACGAUACAAGUUAUGAGAGGAGGCAACGAAGUGGCCAUCUCGGCCUUAGAUAUUGUUGAAGGAUUGUGUAUAGGUGUUCGUAACACGCAGCGGAAGACAAUAACAAUUCUAGGCAGAUCUUUUCAUGUUUAAAAUUUAUUUACAUGUCAAUAGAUCACAUCUAAGACGUACCUGAUGAAGAGAGUACCGUUUCAAAAUUUCUUCGAUAGUGCGAAGACUCUAUGCGUAUCCACACCGAGAC
This is a messenger RNA of Nicotiana tabacum (common tobacco), 1061 nucleotides long. NCBI's taxonomy places the organism in Eukaryota, Viridiplantae, Streptophyta, Magnoliopsida, Solanales, Solanaceae. The record is from RefSeq and is a predicted model, not a curated record.